UAAAAGUCUUAACACAGGUUACAUGACUGAUCAAAAUACUGGCGGAAUAACGACACACCUGUAAACAAAGAUGAGUUUCACGACGAAACUUGGACUCUGUUCCAUUUCACUUUCACUUGUGGUUUGUAUAGUGAAUUGUGCAGGUUUACCAUGGCCAGAUUUCGAGAGUGGAUGGUUGCCUAUUAUAAACGGCCUCGAACAUGUUGCCCGACUUAACAUUAACCAUGGUUUAGGAGAAAUUCCUGUUCUGGUUGAUGUGUCGGUAAAGAUCAAGGAAAAUAUAUUUCCGGCCUCAGGAUUUCGACCUGAUCACCCGAAAGAAAGAUCUGGACCAGUUGUUUAUAUAUAUGAUGACAUGUAUGUCAAUGUAUCAACGUCUCCGGUAGAAGAUCCACUGUACAGAAUAUUUCCUAGAGUACCAUCGCGCUAUAGCGGAGCAAAACCAAAUAUCCUGGGAGAUGCAGUGGUGCGAUUACGAGCUUGGAAACUGUCGUCACUUCCGACAGAGGACUUCAGGCAGUCAGGAAUAAUGUUAAAAGCGAAUACUUCAAAAGUUUCUGAUUCUUACGCUGAAGUGAAUCAUAACCUUGGUGAAAUGCCAUGUCUCGUGGUUGUUCGAAUGAAAAUGCUCCAGGGCGGUCAUGCGCUUAUGGCUGAUGGUGUUGGCUCCUGUAUGCAGGUAUUUGCCGAUGUACCAGACAAAACGAAUGCCUAUCUUGUAUAUGGUUACAGCGAUACCACAUUCAGAUUGUGGGUGGACUCUUCAGUUUAUGGAGCAAUAUUUGACGGCAGAAAACAUACAUGGUUUGAUAUGGUUAUAUCCGAGGGUGAGGCCGAGAUCUACGCAUGGAAAUGUUCAACUGUAACACCCCAAUACAACCAGCGUGUUGUAACAAGAAAUUCUAUGGACCAGCUACCGGAACUGUGGAGUCUGGGUGUUGAUUUUGAUCUCGAGCCCUCGCUUAUUCGUGUUUCGGUUCAAGCAGAAGAGCCCAGCGGCGCCAAUAUGGGUUUCAGGUUUCCUGGUGGAAUGAAUCUCGGGUAUACUGUUCCGCUAGAAACAGGAAAUUCCGUAAAACAUCCGACUGUUGGUGGUCUUUCAUAUACCUACAGGAAGAGAAAUGUUCAUUUUUGGCAGCCGAUGUAUGAUGUCCACGAUAAAUCCACUAUAUUUAUCGCGGAAUCGUUUGGCGGCGGAACAAAUACUGAAAUAUCUAAGAGCGAGUCAGUCUACAUCUAUAGCUGGAUCUACAACAAAAAUGGUGGAUGUCCGGCACCGGUCAUUCCAAACGGAAUUGUAGACAUGCCAGUCAACGGAACGUCAACUGGCGCACGUGCAGAAGUACGUUGUGAGGAGGAAUUUAUGCUUUCACCGGAAGAUACGUUUAACUUUUACGACGAAAAGUUAACAAUAACUUGCAAUAAGUUUGGAUACUGGGAGAAUCUUCCCAGAUGUAUGCCCAAAGAAAAGGAAGUGAACAAUGAGUGUAACCCUGCUGUUGAUAAAUGCCGGGAUAUUCACGCCAUGUGUACACUUGUGCCGGAAAGGGACGUGUAUAAAUGCACGUGCAAUAAUGGAUACAGAUAUGACAAUGGGCGCUGCAAACCACGAGGCAAAUACUUACCAAAACCAGAUUUUGAGAGUGAGUGGGUGCGAAUCCGUAGGGAGGGACCCGAGUGGUACGUAGUACUGGAACAUGGCCUAGACUCGGUGCCGAUGUUAGUCGAUGUACAAGUGGAAAUAAGGGGCCAUAUAUUCCAAGCAUUAGGUUUUCCGCCGGAUCAAGACGAAAACAGUUAUUUCAGUACAGCAGUGGUGUAUAUUUAUGAUGACAGGUACAUUAAUGUAUCUUUAUUCCGGGAUACCGCUGCGGAUAAUCUCAUUUCUAUAAUCCACAACAUGUGGUAUGGUUAUCAAUACGAAUGGUAUGGUUAUGGUUCGGUAAGAGCACGAGCUUGGAAGCUCGAAUCACUUCCAACUCCAGAUUUAUUAGACGACACACGAGUACUCCGUGCAAAUACGUCUACAGCCAGUGACUCUUUUUAUGAACUAGAACACAAUCUAGGAGAAUACCCCGGUCUUGUUGUUGUUCGAGCUAAAAUGGUGUACAACGGAAGUAAUUUCUACGCAAAUGGAGUGGGAUCCGCUCUAAAUGUGUACAACAGACCUAACAUGACAAACGCAUUUCUCGUGUAUGGAUUUAACGACAAGAGCGUGCGCACAUGGGUAGAUUCUUCUAUAAACGGAGCAAUAUUUGACGGCAGGAAACACACGAUAUUUGACAUUGUUGUCACUGAAGCAACCGUUGAAAUUUAUGCUUGGAAACUAUCAACAUUGACCCCAUUUUUGACGUAUAUGUUUUCACUUGAGGACGACAGAAUGCCAGACUAUUUUGAUUUUGCAGUGAACCUGUACCUAAGUAGUGCACUCAACGUAGCUGUGGCACAGGUUAAAGAUCCUACUAGUCAUAAUCAAGGCUUCCGGUUUGUUAGUUCGCCGUACCUUGCCGACAGGAAUAGAACUCGCGAAGAUGAGGACUCAAGGGCUUGUAUAUUUGGGGGCUUCACGUACGGUUAUAACAGGCACUGGACUACCUUUCCAUUUUCGAAAGAUUCAGGCCGGACGAUGAUGUUGUAUAAACCAAAGCACGUCGUUAUACCGCACCAUCACACAGGAGCUUUAGUAUGUAUACCAGAUUCGUUUGGAGGUGGUCAGUAUUCUGACGCUGCUUUCAAUGGAAUUGGAAUUAUAUACAGCUGGAUAAAUGCAGAUUGUGGCACUCCACCUGAAGUAGAGAAUGGAUAUAUAAACACAACAUUGAGUGGGACUGAACUGGGUGCAGUGGCCGUGAUGGAAUGUAAUGAUGGAUACCGGCCUACAUAUAACAUGCCACUAUGUCAACGGGAUUUGGAAUGGGAAGUGCAAACAAAGUGUAUUCCAGUCGAAUGCGACCCGCUUAAAGCCCCUACAAAUGGAACAAUGCAUCUAAGCGGUUUGACUUUUGCCUAUGGAUAUGACGUCACAUUCAAAUGCAACGCUGGUUUUAAAUUGAAAGGUUCUGCCGUUUUAAAGUGUUUGUCUACCAGAAAGUGGUCUGCGAAACCUCCUACUUGUGUCGAAGAUAACACAACUUCUAGAAGUGCAAGAGUACUCGAAAAUGUCACAGGUGUCGUUCUGGCAAUUGCUAUAUACAUUGUUCUUUUUAUUGAAAAGUUAUAACUGUCGUUCAAGAGUAAGGAUCGAUUAUAGAACUUAAUUUGUGGCAGUUCGUGGUAUGAAACAUUCUCAAGCACUGGUUCACCUCACUUGAAUAACACAUAUAUUGUCAUGGUUCGUCUGUUGUAGACGGAAAUGUAAAGACUGUGAUAGACAGUAACAUGUUAUUGUGUUGCAUGUUGGCUUGAAUGUCACGGAAGCUAUUUCCUGGCAUCGGCAUAGGUUACGAUUAUAUUCGAGGUCAAAUUUGUGAUAUUACUUACCUUUAGGGAACGAAACUUACUAUAAUAAAUAAUCCAUUAGAAGAGCCAUUGGAAGCAUAGAACACUAGCAAGCGAAAUAGCAAACUUGGUGUGAUUGAGUCUGUUCAUGAGAAGUAAUGAAAUGUGAAUCACGCCUAUUGAAGCGGAACUAUUAUUUUAUGUCUCUUUUUGUAUGUAGAUGUAUGUAGAUGUAUGUUCACGUGCCAGUUUUAUACUUAAAACUGUUUGCAUCUGAGAGUCAUUCAGAAUAUCAAUAGCUACAGUACUCAUUAUAAUUUUUUUCUCAGAAUUCCAAGAGUAUGAUCAAGAUUUCUUCACUCCUGCUGUAAUUUUGGUUAAAGUGUCCCAACUGUUGUACUUUUAGAAACACUGUUUUCUACAAAAUUCUUAAGCAGCAUUUUGUUGAUUUUGACAGUCAUCCUCUGUUAUGAGAAGUGGGAGGAGGUUUUAGACAAGUAAUUGCUAUGAAUCUGUAUGUUUGUCUGUCUGUCUGUCUAGACCUUUGUAGUAUUUUGUUUCUGCUCAAAUCCUUCAGACUAAGGAUGGAGUUGACAUGAUUUGUACAUCUUAUUGGAAUUUAUAGUUGUAUUACAGUUUAUGACCAGAGAUAUUUGGUUGGUCAUGAACAACUUUUGCUACUUAUCAUUUUGUUAAUUCGCUAGUUACCUAUUUGUCUGUUUAGAGCCAAGAACUAAAGUGACGUCUGCUAUUGAAUUGUUUUACUUGUAUACAACUGAUAUAAAUAAUGAUCAUUCACAUGUUGUGAUUAUUCAUAUGCGAUCACUGCAUUUGUUUCUUUGUAUAAAAAUUAUAUAUUUUGAUUUAUCAUGCAACAUAUAUUCACCAUGCAUAUGUAUGUUUAUCUUUUUUUAUGCGUAAUAAGAACAAAAUAUAUUGUAUCAAUGUCACAAAAAUUUGUUAAUAAUUCAAAACAUAUUUUAUAAUUUUCACAAAAUUUUGUUUAUGGUUCGAAAAUGUGUUUAAAUUUAACAUAUAUUUAACACUUUGACAAUAACUGUUUCGUCGUGACUGUAUUAUGUUCAACUUGAUACUUUAAAAGUCAAAAUAAUUUUUAAAACAAUUUUUGACAAUAUUUUGUGUUUAUUUCUUUUUACAUGUUUUUCAGUCGAAUUCUGAAAUACGACAAUUAACUUUUACACACUUAUUGAAUGGCUUACCGAUCAAUAGUCAACACCAUUUGCCAGAGUUCCGAUGGACAGGUAGCAAAUUCAUAUGACCUGUAAGUCAUCCGAUAAGUGUUUUGUAACAUGACAUCAGGUAUUUUCUCUCUCAGGUUUUAGCAGAGUAACCUUGUGUUGAACUGUAGACUGGUCAAUGGCAUAAACUAUGGACUUGAGAUUUAUAGAAGGAGACAUAUAAAGAACUUGUAGCUAUAGUAAAUACGAUGUAUAUGUUAAUUUCCUGACACUGUUAUUAUAUUAGACGCUCAUAAGAACACAUGCCUAAAAGUGAUUAUUUAAUUAUAUAAUCACAUGAUAUGAUGGUUUUCUAUUAUAUCAUAUUUAUUGUAUCGCCAUAUUUUUAUACAUGCUUUGUUAUUCCUCAUGAUUCUCUGGCCUUCUGGAAGAAAUGAAAUCAAACCUGUAAAACUUGUCAUGAAAAACUUGUCAUGUAAAAACUGUUAUUUCACAGUGGAAUUUUUCAAUUUUAUUAAGAUGAAAAUAUACCUACAUCGUUUUUAAGAUAAACCUAUUAUAAAAUGCAAUUUAGAGAUGAUUGUAUGUUCUACAUGCAUUUAGGUAAAAUACAUUCUUCAAACGUAAACUUUGGAUCAGA
This is a messenger RNA of Mercenaria mercenaria, 5277 nucleotides long. RefSeq lists its product as uncharacterized. The coding region runs from base 71 to 3220 and encodes 1049 amino acids. The record is from RefSeq and is a predicted model, not a curated record. The transcript has 22 exons. Lineage: Eukaryota; Metazoa; Mollusca; Bivalvia; Venerida; Veneridae.